Molecule: messenger RNA, 5036 nt
Organism: Phyllopteryx taeniolatus (common seadragon)
Lineage: Eukaryota; Metazoa; Chordata; Actinopteri; Syngnathiformes; Syngnathidae
Gene: slc35g2b
Product: solute carrier family 35 member G2b
Exons: 2
Coding region: 165-1415 (416 amino acids)
Cellular component (GO): membrane
Source: RefSeq, a predicted model, not a curated record
CCCCCCACCCCUCUCCUCCUCCCCUCUCAGCCGCGCGCUCCACUCCAUUCGUCGGAGGGGCUGAAGAUGGAGAAAUGGCUGUGGGAAGAAAUGUCGCCAAAUCUUUUAUGACACCCGGAGCGGUCUAAAAAAUACAAGGUUUAGGUUUGGAUACUUGAAGAAAGAUGGACUUGUCAUCACCCUCGCUGCCGUACGGCUCCAAAAAGCGGGUCAAGAUUCACCCGAACGCGGUGACGGUGAAGUACGCCACCCACUUCCCCCAGCCGGGGGACGAGGGCUACGACGAUGCCCCCUCCUUUGAAGACUUUGGCGCAUUCACCGAAGCAAACGUGGGGAAGAGGCUGGUGUCUGAGAGCAAAAGCGGAAGGACUUUCUUUGGAAGCAUGGAUACCCAGGCCAAGCCGCCCAGUACUCCACGGGACAAGGGGGUGGGCGGCCAGCUGGCCAGCUUCGGCGAGGCCAACGUGCUGGCCUCCAGGGUGACCUGGAUGGCCCUUUUCGGGGCAGCGGUCGCUCACGGUUGCGUGGCCUUGAUCACCCAUCUGGCGGCGGAUCGCUCCAAGGUGCCCUCCCUGGAGUUGCUCUUCAUCCGCUCUGUGAUCCAAGUGCUCUCCAUCCUGGUGGUCUUCUACCACCACGAGGCGCCCUUCGGACCCAAAGGAUACCGACUGCGUCUCUUCUUCUACGGCGUGUGCAACGUCAUCUCCAUCACGUGCGCCUACACCUCCUUCGCUAUCGUGCCGCCCAGCAACGGCACCAUCAUGUGGCGUGCCUCCACCACCGUCUUCAGCGCCAUGCUGGCAUUCCUGUUGCUGGACGAGCGUCUGGUGUACAUGGACGUGGUCACGGUGGUGGGCAGCGUGUUCGGCCUCUGCCUGGUCAUGGUGCCCAACGUGGCGGGCGAGGAGAAGUCCAGGCUUGGCUUUUGGAAGGAGGCUUUCGGCUACACAAUGACCGUGAUGGCCGGCCUGACCGCCGCCCUCUCCAUGAUCGUCUACAGAGCUAUCAAGGAGCGCGUGAGCAUGUGGACGGCACUCUUCACCUUCGGCUGGACGGGCACGGUGUGGGGCGCGUCCACCAUGUUCAUCAUGCAGGAGCCCAUUAUUCCCCUGGACGGCGAGACUUGGGGCUAUCUGAUCGGGAUCUGCAUCUGCUCCACGGUGGCGUUCCUGGGCGUCUACUACGCCCUCAACAGGUUCCACCCGGCCUUAGUGAGCACCGUGCAGCACCUGGAAAUCGUGGUGGCCAUGUUCCUGCAGCUCAUCGUGCUGAGGAUGAUCCCGUCAGUGUACGACGUGGUGGGCGGCCUGGUCAUCAUGAUUAGCGUUUUCACCCUCACCGGGCUCAAGCUGUACCGGGUGAGCAGGGCCGUCCGGCAGGAUUACCAGGAGAUCCUCGACUCGCCCAUCAAAUGAGAGAUUUGUCUCCGUCCUAGUCUUUGUUGUUUAGAGCAGUGGUUCUCAAGCUGGGGUCCCCGGAUCCCUGGGACAACCACAAGCUCUUACUUGGGGUUCUCUAAAGAUAAUUUUCGAGAAAUUAUGUAGGAUCAUUUUUUUUUUUAAAGUGCAUACCUGAGCAUGGCAUGGCAUCAGUGUGAAAAUGAUUCAGUUUAUCUUGUCUGUUUCUUAGUGGAAAUUAAACUUACCAGUCACUUUUUUGAAAAAUAGUCAAGGGUGGAAAAGUCGAUAAAUAUAGCGACUUAUAUAUAUAUAUUGUUAAGUUGGCCACACUGACUGCGGUUUUGUAAACGAGCUCCUCUUUGUUCGCAGCCUUGUUGUUAGUGUAAGUAACAAAUAACGAUGUAACGAUGGACAAAUAUUGAAUUAAAUUCAAUAAAUUAUGGUUUAAAACCCUUUCAAGUAAACGGGUCAUGAAUAUUUAGGUUGAAAUGUUAAAUAAAUAAAAAAAUCCAAGGUAUUUAGGGGUGCACGUGGUAGUAAGGUUUAAUUGGCAUUUGGAUUCUGAGCGGGUCCUUAAAAGCAUUUCUAAAAAUUGUUAAUCCUUGAUUUAUUUGUAGGAAAUGGUAAGGGAUCCCAGGACCCAAAAAGUUUGAGAACCCCUGGUUUACAGUGUUUGCUUGGUUGUGCAAGUCAAAGAAUGUCUGUGCCGUCAUUGGAUGAUUUCUCGUCGUGCCAGUCUUUGACAGAGUGCCAGUCAUGUAACUAAUGUCUUAAUAUUUGUACGUAAAAUGAAAACUGUGGUAUGGUGAUCUUUCUCUCUCCCAUCUGAGGCUUUCAUGUCAAAUUGUCGCCAUAAGAGAAGAAAAGGUAAUCGAUUUUGUGGGUGACCGUGCAUUAAAGGAGACAAAUUAUGUUUUUUUUCCCCCAACAAUUGAAAACAGUUCCCAGAUCUUAAUAACAUGUCUGUGACAUACAGUACUUUCAUACAAAUGCCCCAUUUCCUACAAAUAAAUCAAGGAUUAACAAUUAUAGUACACUUUUCACCCUAUUUCUUGUCUGGAUCUCGCCGGCGAGUGUACGCGUUCCAGCAAUGUUUGACAGUCUCUUCUUCUGUGUGGCUCGGUGGGCUGGCUCUCGUCAUCUUACCUGGUAGUGUAAGCAUUACAGAGGUUUGGAUCUCGCCAGCAAGUGGGUGUGUAACAGCGCUUUGGAUCUCGCCAGCGAGUGUGUACAUUCCGGCUGUUGGCCAGCCGUCACUUCCACCGUGUUACUCGGCAGGCUGGCUGUCCUCAUCUCACCAGCAAGUGUAUGCAUUGCAGAGGUGCGGAUCUCGCUGGCAAGUGUGCGGGUUUUCAGUGGCAUUAUGAAAGCAGAUCCCAGACAGUGACAAAACAGCAAGCGCCCAUUAAGACAAUAAAAGCAUUUUUAACUCGUGGAGGCAGAACUUCAUACACUACACUGUGUGUACGUGGAGUAUGGGCAGACCAGCAAACCGUUACAUAACAGUGGGGCUGGCUGAAGAACAUAUUUUCUAAAAUAGGCAAACAGGAAAAGAUUUAGUUGGUUGUUUAAUUUAAGACUUGAUCAGACUACUAUUCCAACUAUUUGGAUAAAAGCCAUUAAAAAGUCAAUUUUGCAUAAUAUGUCCCCUUUAAGAUUCUAACGGUAUAGACUUAUUAGAAUGGUGAAAUAAGGCAGAUGUGGUGCCUGUCAGGCUGUGUUAGUCUCAACAACUCAUCUAACAUAUUCAAAUAAUGAACACAAAUACCAUAUUCAUUCUUCAUAACAUAACUGGUCAUUGAUUUUUACAGUGAAACCCCUGAAGCUAAACACAAGCUUGUUUUUAUAAGUUGAAGUUAACCUCCGUAUAUUAAAACAAAGUAAAACGACUCCAUUUGAACACACCUAACAGUCACACAAUGUAGAGUAAUAGGCGGUAAAAUCAUAUUUGUGGUUUGUUGGGGUUCUACUCUGGUCAUAGUUAUGUGAAUUAUUAGCCAUCGUUUUGCUUAAUGUAUGUCGCACACGAUGGUGGAUUUGUUUGACCUCUGUGACACAUUUUCCCCAUAAGCUGUGGUUAAAAUCCAAACUACCACUUUCUGGGCGGUUUGACUGUACAGUAUUUGCAGUUGGUUUCUAGUUUACUAGGUGCAAAUGCAAAGAGCUCUGCGGUCUGUAUUGGACGUCGACAUGUUUCUGUUUACUUCCAAACCCGUUGAGAACUGGUUCCCCGAGGCCAUUAUUAAAUUAGCCUGCCCUCUGACGAUAACGUGGCCAUCUGCUUUUAUCGAGGCGUGUGACUCAUGUUGCUUGCAGAGUCGGCCGGUUUGUGUUAUUUCCCAGAGGCAAUGUGAUCAAGGGAACUAAAUGCAGGGAGUCCUCGGUUUACGACAGUCCUGACAUUCGACGUUUUGGAGUUACGAACUCGUAAGCGCAACGGGGUAGGAAUAUGUGGUCACGUGGCACAGGAAGGCAUGCUCAGUUACCACCAUACUUAUUUUUCAUGAUGCAUGGCCAUUCACCUUUUGCAAUCAGCAUGGUAGAAAAUGCAGCAAAAAAAGCUAAGGAAAAAGCCAAAUGAACAGUUAACAGAGUUAAUCCUUGCUUUCUGAACUUACUGUCAGUCGGUACACUGCAAAAACUGCAAUCUAAUCAUGAUUAAAUAGCUCAAAUCAAGGCAAAAUGUGCUUUUUGCUGUUGGCCAAGAUGUUUCUUCUUACCAGGCAGUUUUUGUGUGAGUUGAGGUGUCAUCUGACGUCAUGGAAUGAGUGUCGAAAAAAAGGUCAAAAAGACCAAAGGAAAAGGCUCAUGAACGUACAAAUUUGUGUUACAUCCCCACCCUAGGAACGGGACAACGUCGUAAAUCAAGGACCCCCUUGCAAGAGCAUCACGAUGGUGCGUAACUGGGUACGUUGCACUUACCAAUUUGUCCAUUAGAGGACGCUGACGACCCACUUUUUAAUAAUCAACCAGAUUGAGUGUAUUUACAGUGCAACUCUAUUUAUCAUGAAGGCAAUUAGUGGUGUACUUUAUUCAGCCAUAACAACUGUGCAGCUGGAUCCAUUUUUUGUUACACACCAUGUUUUUAUUUUAACUGCUGCAGCAGUCAUGGUGCAAUGUGAAUGUUUAGCAUUUUUAUACGAUAACACACACACACACAACACAGCAUCUACUGUUUGUUUAUAAAAUAAUUAUGUUCUUAAAUAUUCAUAAUCACGAUAGACGUCAUCACUAACGGUUUCUCUUAAGAUACAACUUCAUUGUAAUUUUCAAUAAGCAUUUUGUCCCGUUGCAUGUUUGCUACUUCAGUCAAUGUUGAUCACACCAAAUCGAAAGGUGAAUAAACUUGGGUCAAAUAAUGAGUUUGCCUCCAACUGAAAUUGUUGCGCCUUAUUAAAUAAAGUUUGUUUCUUUUUAAAUGAAGUUAACAUUAAAUUAAUCAGAAAUGAAGUCUAGACCAAGGAUUUUCAAAGUGUGGUAUGGGUAUGUAUAUAUAUUUAUUUGUUUAUUUGUUUAAUUACAGUUCAGUUGUAUUUAAGUUUUACAGCAAGUAUAAUACAUUUACAUUUAAUCUUUUAGAAUUGUUUGUUUUCUAUUUAGGUAUUUUUUGUUUAAUUAUUUAACAUUUUUAAUUAA